Messenger RNA from Mesorhabditis spiculigera, 5445 nucleotides. Lineage: Eukaryota; Metazoa; Nematoda; Chromadorea; Rhabditida; Rhabditidae. The record is from the annotation of a GenBank genome assembly.
AUGCCACAUUCUCCAGUUCCAUCGGCACCUACGACUCCUCGAACGACCCCGAAAAAUACGUUGAACAAGAUGGCAAAGAAAGACAAAGACGGCAAGGCUUUCGACUUUGGGAAAUCCAAGUUCUCCUCAAAACACGAAGUCAUCCGACGUGGCAAGGACGUCGAGGUCAAGCUCGAUGGACUGAAGCUUGGCAAGGAGGACACUUUGAGGAUUGUCGUCAUGCCACCAGUUCGCCACCUGCCUGCCGGUGAGGAGCCCACAGAAAUCGAGCCUCAUGUCAAGAAAAGCGGCAGCAAGUAUGAGAUCAAGUUCAAGCCGGCUGAGGUUGGAACGCACAAGGUGUUCGCCUACGUUAACGAGGUCCAACAUCCGCUUUCACCAUUCCCGAUCCGUGUUUAUGAUUCUUCGGAGAUCAUUGUCGGUGAUAUUCCCAGUCAUUCGAAGUUGAACGAUACGGUGGAAUUCACAGUCGAUGCUGGGCGUGCUGGUUUCGGUAACCUGGAGAUGGCGAUCAAAGAUGCCGAUGGCGUUAUUAUCCCGUCACAUGUUGCCCAACUCGAGACCGGAUCAGCCAAGUUCUUGGUCACUUUCUCGCCUGCCACCAAGGGAACUCAUACCGUCAACAUCACCUUCAACAAAGAAGUCCUCAAGAAUAGCCCUUUCCAAGUUCAUAUCACCGAUGAAGGCGUCCCGGUCGAGGUCAGCCCAGUGAUGACUCCUGAGCUAAGCAAGAAGGAGCUGAAGAAGAGAGAGGAAGAGCGCAAAAAGGAAGAGAAAGAACGACUGAAGCGAGAAAAGGAAGAGAAAGCAGCUACUCUCAAACGCGAGAAGGAUCUCAAAAAGGGCAAGAAACCAUCAGCCACCGGAAUUGGAAAGACCACGGUGACCAAGAUUCCGUCUCUGUCCAGGGUUGGCCAACCAUCCCAUCUGCUAAUCACUAUCGCUGGCGGCGAUGAACUUGAGAUCAGUGUUUAUCGAGCCACUGAUGGUAACAAAUCCACCGUUCCGACGGAAGUUAACGAGUCGGAACCUGGAAUUAUGCAGAUCACCUUUGUCCCAGAGGCUGUCGGUGACCACGAGAUCGAGGUAAAGACUAGUGGUCAACACGUGUCUGGAAGCCCCUUCACUUGCCGCGCUUACGACCCUGAGAAGAUCAAGGUCGGCAAUAUUCCAUCAGGAGCCAUCGAUAAGCCGGUGCACUUUGUCGUCGAUGCUUCAGAAGCUGGUGUUGGAAACUUGGAGGUGGCAGUCAACGAGGGUCGUAUUCCAUCGAUGGCCAAUUCGCUUGGACAGCACCGUUACGACAUCUCUUUCGUACCCCGCGAGACCCAAGAUCACACCAUCACGGUUCGAUUCAACAAUGAGCCGGUCCCUGGUAGCCCCUUCAACUGUAAGAUCGCAUCGGCAGCCCCGGUGCAGAUGAGCGGCCCGGGCUUGGAAAGAAUUGCUGUUGGAGAGCCCACCGACUUCGAAAUUGGCUCCGAAAGCACCGAUGAACCAACGAUUGUCAUCCGUGAUCCACAGGGGACUGCGGUUAGCUCGAAGGUCCGCCAGAUUCAGGGUGGAUAUUCGGUCUCCUACACGCCAAACUGUGUGGGCAAUCACGUGAUUGAUGUGUCGUACCACGGUGAGCCAGUUGCCGGUAGCCCGUUCACCGUUAAGGCCUACGACGCCGACAAGGUCCGACUUACCACUGCUGAAGAUUCGCGAGUUGGAAAACCAACCACCUUCUCGAUCGACGCGGCAAAGGCCGGCGCAGGCAAUAUGGAGAUCAUUGUUUCCGUUGAUGGCCGCAACGUCCCAAACUUCGUCCAGUCCGAAGGCCAAGCCCGCUUCAAAGUCUCCUUCACUCCUCAAGAGUCGAGAGAGCACAUCGUCAGCGUCAAGUUCAACGGUCAUCCUAUUCCGGGCUCACCUAUGCGAGUCCAAGUUGUGCCUGCCGAUGGACCUCCAAUGGAGAGCCUUCACCUGGCGCACGGGCUUGAAACGGAACCUUUGGCUCAGUCUUCAGCUCAUACAGCCUCGAAGUCAAGGCUUCUUGAGGAAGCACCAACUGCUGUGGUCGGCCAAAAGAAAGGUUUCGCCAUCGACACGGCUGGCCGCACCGGUGACUGCAACGUUGUGGUGACGGCUCCUGAUGGCUCUCGACUCCCUGUUCACCUGCAACGCACGAAGAACGGCUAUCAUUUCGAUUUUAUGCCGCAAAGCGCAGGUGAUCACCGCGUGGAGACGAUGAUCGAUGGGGAACCGAUCGGAGAAGAAUUCUUGGUUUAUGUCAAUCAGGAACAGCCCCAAAUGCAACUACCAGAAACCUGCGUGGUCGGGAAGAAAUAUUCAUUUGAAGUCCCGACUUAUGGAAGCGGAAGGCAUGAAGUGCGUGUGAAUAUUCGUAGUCCUGAAGGAAAUCCUAUUCCUGUCCAACUUGAAGAUUUACCUAAUGGGAAUGUAAGAGCGACAUGCCGUUUCAAACAACCUGGACAACAUUCGGUUGAUUGCUUUGUGCAAGAUGAACCUGUCGGAGAGCAACAAACCGUUGACGUUGUCGAUGGAAACCGUGGGGUGCAACUCAUUUCGGAGUUUGGACGCGAGGUUGUUGGCGAGCCAGCUGAAAUCCGCCUGCUACUCGAAAAAGGAAUUGAAAAUCACGUCGAAGUCCGAGUUUCUGCUCCAGAUGGCCGGCCCUUGGAUGUUCAUUUGUCAAAAUUAAGUCAGACAACCAUGGCAGCCGUUUGGACACCACAGGUGGAUGGUGACCAUGAAGUGAGCAUCCUGGUUGGCGGAGAACCAGUUGGGCAAAGCCCCUAUCUUGUCCAAGCCCUUGAUCCGACCUCUGUACGCCUCAUCGGCCUCAAGAAUGAUCGUGUUGGAGUCGAGCAGCGCUUUAACAUCGAUUACACAAAUUCUGGUGCAACCAGCGCCCAAGUGGAAGUCUCUUUGGGCAACCGGACAAUCCCAUGUCAGCUGAAGAAGAUCAGGGACGGCCUGUUAGUUGGCGCCUUUGUGCCUAAGCAUCCAGGAAUGUAUUUGGUUGAUGUUACUAUCGAUGGCUACAAUCUGCAACCAAUUGAAUGCCACGUCUCGGCUGAAGGAGCUGUGAGAGCUACUGGGGAUGCUCUUCGAUUUGCCCAGAGGGGCCGAACCGCUAGAUUCGAAGUUUCGACGAACAGUGCUACUAGAGGAGAACUUGAUGUUCUUGUUUCCGAUCCCAACGGUGGCCCGCUCUCUGUGCGCUGCUACCGACAGCAAGAUGACAGCUAUUGGGUGGAAUUCACUCCUGAACAGACCGGCGAGCACAGCAUCGAAGUCACCUUCGGAGAUGUGGCUGUUUCUGGCUCUCCAUUCAAAUGCCAGGUCAUCGACCCCAAGAAGGUGCAGGUUCGGGGUCUCCAGGAUGGCCUAACGCUCCGGCAUGCCGCUACCGUUGCGCUUAACCGACGUGAAGCGGGCACGAAAGAUCUCAGCGUUGAAGUCACCGACCCGGAGGGCAAACCCCUAAGAGUCGAAAUGCUCAAGAGUCCCACUGGCGAAGACCGCGCCACCUUCCUACCCGUUCAACUCGGACCCCACCGUGUCAACGUCAAGGCGGCCGGGUUCCCGCUACCUGGCUUCCCCCAAACCAUCAACGUUGGGGAAGUUGCCCAGCCUGCCAUUUAUGGCGCUGCGGUUGACCAGAGCGUCAAAGUCGGCGAGCCCGCCAGCUUCAUUUUCGAUCCGAAGAAGGCUACCGGUGGCUUGAAGAUUGAUGUUCGGGGCCCGCACAAGACCAAGGUCCGCCACAACACCAUGCGAAGGCCAAAUGGCACCUCCGAAGUCGUGUUCUACCCCGAGGAUGUCGGAAUGUACACUGUCUCUGUUCACUUCAACAACAAGCCUGUCCAAGGUUCGCCUGUCGAAGUUCGGGUAAUCGACCCUGCCAAGGUGGUGGUUGACGACCGGAUGACUGAUCGGGAGGGCCAGAUCCAGCUUGGCUUGAAUCAGAGGAGUGUCAUCGAUAUCGAUGCCACAGCUGCCGGACCCGGCAAACUUCGGGCCGAAGUUCGAGACGCCAACAAUGCGCUCGUCACGGGCGCCUCAGGCACUGGUCCGGUUGUGGUGGAGGAGCUGGGAUACGGAAAAUGGCGAGUGGCUGUCGAGCCCAAAACCCAGGGUCGCCAGGCCCUCUACCUCUACUGGAACGAGCUGCCCGUCGAGACGGCGUUCCCGCUUAGAAUGCAUGUUGGCACCGCUGCUAUGGGACCCGGUCCAAGCACAAGCAAGACUUACGACUACGUUGCGUCUUCAGCACCUGCCCAUAAGAAGGAGCGCUCCACCGGCUCGCAUCAACCUUAUGACGAUGAGCUCGCAGAUCAUCUUCAUGUCAUCUUGAGAGGGGAUGGCUUGAGAAGGGCACAACUACAAGAGCAGGCCGAAUUCAUCGUCGAUGGUUCAGACAUUUCACGAGAAGGUCGAUUGACUGCAACCCUCAUCGGUCAGAAGGCUGAUAUCCCGGUGAAGGUGAACCAGCUUGGGCACAACGUCUACAAAGCGACCUACACACCUAUGGUCGGCGGAAGCUACGAACUGCAUGUGCUCUGGAACAGCAGACAUGUCAAGGGCUCUCCAUUCCCAGUUGCUGUCUCCGCCACAUCCGGAAUUGCCGACUCUAUCCUGGUCGACACUUCCACGAUGAAGAUCGGAAUUGUUAACGAAGAAGUUGUUACCUUGAUCGAUACGCGACGCGCUGGCACGGGUGGCAAGCUUUCAGCUCAAUGCAUGGGACCCGCCAAGUUGGCGUAUUGCGAGCUGUUUGACCAUCGGAACGGCACAUAUACGUUGUCUAUUCGGCCAACGGAGGUUGGAAAGCACACGUUGACUGUCAAGUAUGACGGUGAGCACGUGCAUGGUAGCCCCUUCCUCAUCCACGUCUCAAUGCCACCGGAUCCGUCCAAGGUCCGCGUGUAUGGACCUGGCAUCGAACACGGAAUUCUGUCCCUCUUCAAAUCCAACUUUGUCGUCGAGACGAAGGGAGCAGGUGCCGGCCAGUUAACCGUGCGAGUUCGCGGGCCUAAGGGAGCCUUCAACGUUGAGAUGCAAAAGGAGAAGAAGAAUGAUCGGACUAUCCAUUGCAAAUAUGAGCCCAGGGAACCUGGAGACUAUCAGGUGGAAGUCAAGUGGCACGGAGAGCAUGUGCCUGGAUCCCCAUUCUUGGUGAUGAUUGUUGACACCGAGCAGGAAUUAAUUAGAUUCUUGCGCGGUGAGGCCCCUUCACCGACCCCUAUGACGCCGUUCAUCCCUCCCGGCUGGGUUGGACCCCCACCAGCUCCGAUGGCAUACCCUGGACGACCUGGGCCCCUUAUGGGCCCUCCAAGAAGUCCAUUCCCGCCUCCAGGCAUGCCCCACCCGGCCAUGAUGCCUCAUUACGGAGGCCCUCCACCCCCGCGCGGAAAGAAAUUUUCAAAUGGCUAU